UUCCGGCGGUUUAGUUGUCGCUCACCCGUUGUGAGGGUAUGUUGUGUUCAACGUCAGUGCAUUGACAAUUCGAGGCCAACAACCUUCAUCUUUUCGCAGAGCCGAAAGUUCUAAGUGAUUUGUGACUGUUUUUAUUGUUACCCAGUGAGUUUUAAUUGAUAAAAGGGUGGAUAUUAUUUAAGUGCAUGGUGAUGGUACUAUUUUCUCUAAUUUGGAUUAAGUCGGAACGGUGAAAAAUUUCGUGUAUGGAUGUGGAAUGAGGGCGGCGACCCAGUGGGAUCAGGUGGCAUGGACUGCCUGCAGCUGCGCCAACCAGCAGGCCCGUUUCAUUACCUCAUCAGCGAACAGGCCAAGUCUCUGGUCGCCCUUCAAGAACUUCAGCAUGAGGUGGGGGCCCUCCUGGAGUUCCGCGAUCUCGUCAUCGAGACUUUUCCAAACCUCCGAAGUAAGAUGGCGUCCUCCACCCCGGCGACGAUGACCUCACACCAUUCCAACAUUCCCGUAUCGAUAAGACCAGGAGAUUGGACACCGGGGAUAAGAGUGAGGAAGAAAAUUGGCAGUAAGGACGAUAGGAAGAAAGGAGGAGAUACGGCGGUGCAAGAUUCGGGAUUCAGUACCGAAACUUCGAGCAAGGAAACACAUAGCGCUUCAUCUACUGCGUUGGCAACAUCUUCAUCUGCAGCUGGUGCGAUAGAGUCUGACGAAGUCGAAGACGAACUUUGGAACCUUCUAGACAUCAUUCACCGCAAAGGAACCCGUUUAAAAGAUGAAGCCGAAGUCCUGCAAGGCACUCUCCGCGAACAAGCUAUGCAUAAAGACGAACAAGAUGGAGGUGGUUCGUUUCAGCAAGUUAUUUUUUCUUCCUCUUGUCCGACAUCAUCAACAGACGUGCGAAAACUGCGUCAGGAGCGCGAUCUACUCCUGGAUCGGUUGGCAGAGAUGGAGGCUGAAGUGCUGGCCGGGAGAGUGCAUACUUCAAGAUUGCAAGAGGAUUUAGAGCAUUUGUUGACGACGAAGCUUGAUUUGGAGGAGCAGCUCAAAGCGGUUGUUACACAAAGAGGUGAAGUGAAUUCGCGUAUUCACGAUUUGCAUCUUCAAUUUGUGACUAAAAGUGGAAGCGUUUCGCCGUCGGAAAGUAGCAAGCUCCGUAGAGACUCGACGUCAUCGACGACGGCGAUAUCUAGUCAUCAACGGACAAGUCAAAAUAGUGUUUGUGAUCUUGACUCAGUGCUCAGUGAUAAAAUACCAAAAGUAGCAGUGCCGGAUACGAAAAAAAUACGCGCCAUUUUAAAAGAACACGACUCUUUGGUGCUGCAAAAGCAUCUGUUGACGUCUACAGUACGAAAUCAGCUCCUUCAAGAACAGCUAGAAUCGGCAUCUAGUAUCGAAAUGGAACUCACGGAGAGGUUACAUAAAUUUAAAGAAGAAUACGACGAGUUAAAAUUUCAGCUGGAAGACAAAACUAUUGAAUUAGAGGGCACCAGAGCACGAAUCCGUCUCCUAGAAGAUCUCCAAAAACCUUUAACGAAAAGCAGCUCACCUGAUAUCAUUCCAACUUUAGAGUCAACACCUCCCGGUCGACCGCCUUCCAGGACUGAAAUAUCCACACCUAGUAUGAAGGCCAUGAGUCCCCUUAUCAUGAACAACAUGAAAGCGAUGACUCUGAACCUUCAAACAGAUCAUUCGAGUAGCACGGAAUCUGCGCACGAUCAGUCCACGGAGAAAGAGAAGAAGGACAGUUCGAGGACGAGACGGCCGAGUAAGAUACCUUUGAAGAGUUACACUGCGCCAAAACCUCCGGGAGGUAAACACAGCCCAGCACCAUCCAGCACUCGUAGCCGUAGCGGCGAUUCACCAGGUAGACCACAUUCGGCACAAUCGUGGCGGCCGAAGAGCGAGUCCAACAAGUCCGAAGGCAACAGCCUCAACUCCAAAUCCAACUCCCUUUCCAAAUCGAGGAACAGCUCCCUCGUGACGACCAAGGACUCCUUGUCCGGAAAGCUGAGAUCCAGUGAGUCGUUCCAGAAGUUGAACGGCAGCAACACGUUCGGAAGGAGCGUUCAGAAGAAAAACCUCGGCGGUACUGUCGUCAAGAAGGAAAAUAGCGUGAGUGAUAAGAUUCAAGACUCAAACCUAGCAAAAGAAAAAUCUCCGUCUCAAUGGAUUCUCUCUUCAUAUAGUAGCGACCCGGGCCUAGAUCCAGAUCUCGAGCUGGCGUUCCCGGACUCAUUGGACAAAAACAAUUACGUUCAACAGUCCGUCACCGAUAGUUCCACGAGCUUCCGCUUCCACACCGCCAAUACCUUCAUGUGGAAUACGGGCCGCGCCCGGGCCGACGACGAAUUCUACGAUAGCAUAGACACCGACAUGGCUUCCAGCAUGUUCCAUAACGGAGAAGAUAUGGCCGAAUGCGACUCACUUGAAAGGCAGCUCUCGGAUUUUUUAGGAAAAAACUAAUUUAUUUAUGGAUUUUUUUUAUUUGCUUUUUGUCGCUACAAGAAUGGACAAUAUGGUAAUCAGACCAGCCCAUUUAGGAAAAAAUUAAUCGGUUUUUAAGUACAGCACCUAGAGACUUGCAACUUUUUGCAUUGUGUUCAGGAUGACGUUAGAAAAAAAGUCUACAAUAGAAAAAUGGGUGGAAAUGAAUAAUUGCAUUUUAAACUACAUAACAUGUAUCCAAAAGUGCAUAAACAUGUCAAAAUCAGUAUAUUAAGUAUAUUCAGGGGGUUUUUGGUUUUCGGUACUCAAUUGAACAGAUUACUCGGAGGUUUUUGGGAUCGCUGAACACGAAUACGUCAUCAGAAUCGCUCCCCGAAGCACCUGGUGCACGGGGUCACUGCUGAGGCACGUCAUUUUCUGGAAUUUCGAGGUUUUCCGACACUAAAUUGAUAUAAAUAGAUUACUUGGAGGUUUUUUAGGGUUGCUGAACACGAAUACAAAGUCAGAACCGACCUUUAAAAACCGAAAAUACUCUAAAUUCCACAACAUGACGUGUAUAUCAAUCACCCAGGGCACUAGGUCCUCCGAGGGUCGGUUCUGAACACGAAUAUGAGAUCAGAACCAACCCUCAGAGCACCUAGUGCCCAGUGUUGUGAGUUUUUAUUGAAUCUCACCCCACCGUGGCAAAAAGGGUUUAAUUAUUACCUUUUGCCUAAUAGGACAUAGGUGAAUAUUGUAGGACCACACCCGUAUGUCCCAAGCAGAGAAUGUCCUUCGAUGUUAACAAAUUAGUGAACUUUUAGAGCGACUGGUUCUGAGAAUUUAUUUGGUCGGGUUUUAUAGUUACUAAUAAACACGAUAUAAAGGAUUGUGCAAACUAGAAAUAAAGGUGUUAAACGAACAAAACAUUUAUCAACCACGAGUUUAACAAAUAUGCGGAAUUAACGAUAAAUUAUUGUCUUAAUAGCGAAAGAGAGAGAGAGUAAAAGUCUUUAAUCUAAUUAUUGCGGAGAACGUAUUUUCAUAAAUUCACUAACACCUCGCCUUUAGAGAGGCUAGCGAGAGACUACUCAAUUUUUAUUCUAAAACUGCAGUAUUUUGUUGUAAGGGUAAGAAUGUCACUUAGCAAGAGCGUAUCCAUGGCAUCCACACAUGUUUAUACCCUUGCGACCACCGAAGACGCCAAAGCAGCAACCAUAUCUCCGUUAUCUUUUGUGCCCUAACACAACACUAAGGCCAUUAUUAGACUAGGUAACUGGUGGCGCAACUAGUGGGGCAACUGGUGGCGCAACUAGUGGCUCCACCAAAUUAAAGCACACAAAAUAUUAUGGGCAACUGGUGGCCGAUAUGAGCAACUGGUGGCGCAACCAGUUACCGUAGUCUAAUAGGUCUCAUUUACUUAAAUGCCCCGUGACGUAAUGAGUCACUGGUGGAGCAACUUGGUGGCGUCACCAGUUGCCUAAUAUAAUACUGGCCUUACACUCAAGUUUUCAGAUAAUUAAAUCUUUCAAACACAAUACAGAUUGUCUCAACAGAUUUACAGGAGAGAUUUACAAAAAUGCGAAUUAAUUUAACUGUUGUUUUCACAACACCCAGGGUGGCUUUUAUGCACGUCAUCGUCUGGAAUUUCGAGGUUUUCCGACACUAAAUUUAUGUAAAUAGAUUACUUGGGGGUUUUUAGGGUUGCUGAACACGAAUACGAAAUCAGAACCGACCUUUAAAAACCGAAAAUCCUCGAAAUUUCAUAAUAUGGCGUGCAUAUCAGUCACCCAUGGCACUAGGUACUCUGAGGUUCGGUUCUGAUGUCAUAUUCGUGUUCAGCAACCCCAAAAACCCUCCGAGUAAUCUAUUAGUAUCAAUUUAGUGUCGGAAGCCUCGAAACUCCAAACGAUGUGCCUUAGCAGUAACCCUGGGCACCAGGUGCAUCGACGGUCGGUUCUGAUUCGUGUUCAGUGACCCAAAAAAACCCUAAUAACAAAAUCUUACCAUUAUAUACUGAUUUUAAUAUUUUUAUGCAUUUCCACCCAUUUUUCUAUUGUUGGCUUUUUUCCUGACGUCAUCCUGAACACAAUGUAGAAAGCAACAAGUCUAUAGGUGCUGUAUUUAAAAAUCGAUUUAUUCCGGUGUGUUUAAUGCUAAAUGCCCUGGUAUAAAUGGUUUAUUUUAAACUAUUAAGUAAAAUCUGUCCAGCAAUGUUGAAAAAUAUUCCAAAAAAAAACAUGGAAAGUACUGAUGUACGAAAUAUAGUUGGUUUUAGGCAAUUUAACUUUAAGAUUAAAUUGAUGUUCCUCUUAAACCAGUUCCAUGAGAAAAUACUAAGUAUUUAAUCAAUGAAUUAGUCCAGUACCUAUAAAACUUAAAAAGUUGUAUUGUAAUUGUAGAACUAGCAUCAAAUAUGAUAAUGUAAACAUUAGCUGUCGAGCAACUUCGGACAAUCUAUAUUCAAUUUAUAAUAAAAAAUUUGAAAUAUUUUAAAACUAUGUCAGAACUUUUAAAAAUACUUCUUCUAAAGGUGCCUAUCUUAUCUUCUAGAGAUGUUGGCGACCACAUUGACCCAUCUUAUUUUAUUCACAGCAGAUCGAAAUAGAUCAGUUGACGUUAGAGUCAAGAUUGGUCCUAAGAUUGGCCAGUCAGAAUAAACGUCUACGUACAGGGCCUCUCUUGCCCUCAAUCUUGCUUUGUAGAAUUAACUGUAGAAGUCGGUAUUUAUUAUUACCCAUAAUGUGGCCGAAGUAAGCUAAUUUUCUGUUCUUUUGGUAUUAAUAAUUUCUUUGCCUUUUCUUAGCCUGUGAAGAAGAGUUAUGUUAGUUGUGUGGUGUAUAUGAGACCCUCAACAUACAUGGGUAGCACCAAAUUUUAAAUGCCUCUAAUCGUUUUAUGGCAUCUUCUGUAAGACUCCAGUUUUCUACUCCAUAGAGGAGGACACUAAAGACGUAACAUCACAGAAUUCUUAAGCUUAUAUUGAAACUUUAUUUAAAAGAUAAGUUGCAGAGAAUCCUCCUAAGACCGUUAAAAGAGUUUCUGGCUUUUUCAAUACGAGUUUUUAUUUCGUAGCUAUGAUUCCAAGUAUCCUUAAUAUUGCAGUCCUUCUUCUUCUUCUUAAAGUUCCCUCUCCUAUCGAAGGUUGGAUAUCAUAAUGUCUAUGGUCACUUUGUUGCCUGCUGCUUUGAAUAGUUGUAAUGAACUACACUUAAACCGUUCUCUAAGGUUCCUCAGCCAGGAGAUGCGUCUUCUUCCUAUGCUUCUUCUUCCUUGAAUCCUUCUUGCAUAAUAAUUCUCAGCAACUCAUAUUUUUCUCCUCUGGUAAUGUGACCCAAAUAUUCCAGUUUUCUAGUUUUUAUACUCUGCAUAAUUUCUAACUCCUUAUUUAAACGUCGUAGCACUUCAACAUUGGUAAUCCUUUGAACCCACUGAAUUUUCAAUAUUCUUCUGUAACACCACAUUUCGAACGCUUCUAUUCUUCUUAUGUGUUUUCUCUUCAAUGUCCAAGCUUCCAUUUCGUAUAGCAAUAUAGAAGAUAUGUAGCAUCUUAGAGCCCUCAAUUUGAGAGGCAACUGAAGGUCUUUGUUUGUAAGCAGUGUCUUCAUUUUUAUAAAUGCUUGCCUUACAGUUUCAAUUCGGACUUUAAUUUCUUUGCUUUGGUCAUUUUUGUCAUCAACCCAGGUUCCCAGAUAUUUGUAUGUCUAAACUUUUUCUAUUUGGGUUUGCUCUAUCAUUAACCUUAUAUUUCCAUGUUCUGUUUUUGAGACAAUCAUAAAUUUAGUUUUUGCGGCCCAAAUAAGAUAUUUUCUGCACUCUUUCUAACGGUGUAUCGCUUAUUGUAAUUUGGGCGUUUAUGUUGGUGUUCUUACUGAUGAUCAUCAUUUUUGUCUUCUUACAAUUUAGGUUUAGGCGGUAUUUGUUAUAUGUUUCUGCAACAUUAUCCAUCCUUUGGAGUCCUUGCGGACUGUCUGCCAGCAAUACUUGUCGUCUGCACAUCUAAUAUUGUUUAUAAGUUAGCCAUUUACUGCAGUACCAUCUUCUGAUUCGUCCAAGGCCUCUCUAAAGAUGUUUUCAGAGGAUAUGUUAAAUAAUGCUGAUGACAGUAUGCACCCUGUCUAACACCUUAGACAAGGCGCCCUAUUGUUCUCUAUUUGUCCUGGUCUGGCAUGGUCCUGAAAAUCAUCCAUUCCCUCCACUUUUAAAGAAUUCUCUUAUUUUCGCAAAAUAGGUUGCUCUUUCAUGUCAAUAUUGAAUUAUUUCGUCGAGAGUUGUGCUUCCUUCCGCUAUGGCCUUGAUUUUUUUAUGUAGGUUAAAAGUGUUUCUGUUCUAUUCUGUUGAGAUUUUAUUUCUGUACAUUGCUUAUACUAUUCUACAGUAUGUAGAGGUUUUAUUUCUAUAUAUUGCUUAUACUAUUCUACUGUAUGUAGAGGUUUUAUUUCUAUAUAUUGGUUAAGUAGCCGCAACUCUUGUUUCUUUGAUCUUUUUGUUGAUUCUGUUUGUCUUUAUAGCAUCCUUCAUCUUUGCUUCCGUAUUUUCUUCGAUCUUGCAUUAUUUCUUCUGUCAUUCACGGUUUUUGGUUUUGUACAUCUUUUCUCCCUUAGUGUACUGUUUGUUACUAAUUUUUUUCAUUAAUAUGCUGUGUUUUUUAUUUUGUUGUUGAGUUUUUCUUUAACAUCUUCCAUUUUCGGUUAUCUUUUGAUAACUAAUGUCGAUUGUUUUUCGUCCUUUUGUUUGUAAACGUUUUUCAUAUGUAAAUUUAUAUAUUACUGAAUUUUAGACUAUUUUGUCUGUUAUCCUGUCUUUUUAAUAACGUUUUAGGGACAGUCACAUAGCGAUUUCCAGAUAUAAAUUCUCCCCUGAGGCAACUGAAUAAAGGUGUGGAUUAUAGCAGUGGCUCCUUUUAUUUCUUAUUUUUAUUCACAGUCCUACAGUAGUCCCAAAGUGUCCUACAGUAAAGUUUGUUCACUUUAUCGUUAAAAUCACCUAUAUGGCAAUUUCGCUCUUUGUUGCGAUAUCUCCUCAGAACACUUAUUUCUCUUCUUUUCCUAAUAUAUUUUCCUAUAUGAGCACCAUGUUAGGGGGUGCUCUUUAUUUUCUACAUUUACAUUAUAAAAACUUGUAAUUACUUGUUAUAAAAUAUAAAAAAUAGUUACUUUAUCAAUAGCUAAAUGGAUUUUCCAAUAUCCAUGAUGUAAUUCCACACAGAAAAAUUUUUAAUUUUACCUUUUACCCGAUUGAUUUGUAUUUAAAUAUAUUUUAAGACAAGUAGUUAAAAACAUUAUCUUACUAAAUAUAAAGCUAAAAUAUGUUUAUAUAAAUUUAAACAAUUCGUAUUUCAACUAGUUAAAUUUUUAAAACAUAAAAUAUAUUUAACUAAGAAAAUGGAUGGAUUAUGAAUUUGAUACUUUAUAACAAGAUAUUAACUCUAGAAAAAUCUAUAUUUUGACUGAAAAAUAGCGCAGCCUCUUGCAUAAACUUGUAGAUAAGUUAAUGUUGCCAUCAAGGACUGGUGUUCUGUUAAAAUCAAUUUUAAUUUCCACAAAACAUUUGUACUCGAUGUGUGUCGGUUGGCCAGUAGUUGUCAAAAGUUAAAAAAAUGAGUACGUAUAUUACCCAACAGUAGUAACAGUAUAACCGUAUAUAGAUCAUAGACAUAAUAAGAAUAGACAAAGCAUGGUUGAGCAAAAUAGUAUAACGUUGGGCACUCUAGUAUAUCUGAUUGGAGUGGUCUAUCUAUCUCUCUUUACCGCGCGAUCACGCGCGUGUGAAGGACAAAGAUAGCUAGGCCACUCAAAGAGAACGAGAAUAUUGGCGUUUCAUGUGGUUUCACCUGUAUUCACAGAGCCGCCCAUAUGUACCUUACCUACUCUACUGUUAUUAUAUCUAUCUUAUAGAUGCCAUACCACUGAGUAAAUAGUAUGAAAUUUAAAAAGAUAAUGUACAAAUUUGUGCAACUUAUUUCAAAUUUGAUAUUUAGUGGUAGAGAUGUAAAGUGGUGGCAUCCCAUAACGUGUUUAUAGAUAAACUUUUAUGCAGAAGGUUCUUCCUGAGAAAAGCAUAUAAAAAAAAUCCAUUUUUGAUUUAGAAUAGCAAACUAUUUUGUGUACCAUUAAUCGGCAACAUUCCACUUAAAGGUGAAUUGAAAAUAUACGCUACAUUAAGAUGACGUGGCACAUCAGUUUUUGUGAGAAUAGAUCCAUAUCAAUUCAUUUUGAACUAUUUAUUCGCGUUUUAUCUAGUUAGUAGUUCACUGUGAGGUAUAAAUAAUUUGUGAGCUGUUAUAUAGUUCUCAAUUAUUUCCAAAGAACUAUGAUUCAGCAUUUAUUUUUAUACUAAAGCUUUUUUGUUCAAUAAAAUAUUUCAAAUAAAUUUACAAAAUGGAUUUGAAAUAAUCAGCUAUGGUUAUAGCCAUAGACAUUUAAUGACUAGACUGCGCACUUCAAUCUAAAAUUCUUUCCCUCAGUAGGCAUCUCUUUCUGAUCGGUGGCAGUGGGAAAGUCACGUGGUCGAUAAACCUAACGUCAUUGGAUAAACACCGCCGAUUCCCGUCGAUUAGAAAGAGAUAAAUACCAACACUUUUCUCUGUCGCACUGGUGGAGCAAUUUUAGAUUGUAUUAAGUAUAAGUAUUAUAUGUCUAUGAUUUAAAGUAGUAGAUUUAAUUUAAUGUCGUAAAAUACAAUUGUAUCUAACCUCAAAAUAACAUGAGAGUGUGACGUCAACGAUAAUAUAGCGACUGCAAGAAUGAAUUUAUAGAUUUGGUGCUUGUAUAUAUCACUGAACUGAUAUUUUGACUUGUAUUAUAGCAUGUAAUAUGUCACUAAUACCAUUUAAAAGUGUAUAACUUUUUUGUAAGAUAUUAUGUAGGUAAUCGGUAAUUUUAAACACAUUUGGCGAGAAGUAGAACAAGUUGUAAACUUUUUAUAGCAAAAGAUGUCUACUUUUUGAUAAGUAUGAAAAUAAUUAUGUAUCUUAUUGUUUCUUAUUUAUUUUUCUAUGUAUAAUUUAAUUUAUGGUCUGAAAAGUUUCCUGUCGAUAUGAUAUACUCCAUUUAUUUUUUUUUCAGCACUUUUAAGUAACAAUUGAAUUUUUAAAAUGACAUUGAUUAUUUAUAUUUUAAUUAUUUAUAUGGAUGUAUAUUUCACUACUUAUUCUAUCAGUAUUCACUAAGCUAUUCAAUGUGUUUAUGUAUCCAUUAGAAAUAUAAAAAAUCGAUUUUGCUUUGUUUGCUGUGUAGAACUGUGAUAAGUAAUAUGCAGAUGUGGAUGUCUCCGAGUGGCAAACUUCAUUGAAUUAGUUUAUAAUAGCAGUAUUAAUCCUUUCUAUAACUGUUUAACAUUACAAAAUCCACACGGAAAAGAAAGAAUUUUUCCUGUAGCUGGCUGUAUACCAUCAAUCACAAAAUUUAAUGAAAAAUCCUUUGUAAAAGGUAUACAUUUUUUUAUUAAAAUCCCUUUAAGAGCUACAUCACAGAACUUUUUCGAUUUUUAAUAAAAUCAUCAUCAGUGUUUGGAACCUAAAAGUAAGUAUAACUGUGUUAAUGAAUGCAAAGUUAAUAUUUGAAAUUUUGACUAAGGGUAAAGCAAGUUGGUUAUACUUACAGGUUAAUUGCAAGCUGAGCCACCAAAGAAAUACCAGAGUGAGAACCAGGGUUCUCAACACUGAUGAUGAUUUUGUUAAAAAUCGAAAAUAUUCUGUGAUGUAGCCCUUAAAGGGAUUUUAAUAAAAAAAAUAUACCUUUUACAAAGGAUUUUUAUUAACAUUACGUAAUUUGGCCUACAAGUUAUAUAAUAUACAGUGUGUCGCAUUUAAGACGAAGACAGCUCUAUAUUUCGGCUAUCAAAAUAAAUACAGAUUUGACGUUUUGCACUGUCAUACAGGUUGAAGGUUCAAUUCCUGAGAUCCAUCUCGGGACAACCAAUGUUAGGUCUUCCUGACUACAAAUAAUGAAAACACUAGAAGUGCGAAUUUGAUCAUGAAAUUUGGUAUGUGGAGUUAGAAUAAUAUUUGGAAUAACUUUUCCCGAUUUCUCUAACGCGAAGCCAAAUAUCGAAAAUUUACCUUGUUUGUGGAGUCUUUGUUUAAAAUCUAAAAUUUCAGUGAAGUAUUUAAAAAAAUGUGAACAUUCAACCUGUAUGAGUGUGCAAAACUGCAAAUCUGUAUUUAUUUUGAUAGCCGAAAUUUAGGGGCUUAAAUGCGACACACUGUACAUAAGAUAUACAAUCAAACUAGUGAUAAACACCUACAGCUCUUACGCACUGGAAUACAAACAUGAGAAUUCGCCAAACCACGCCAAAUUCAGAAAUAAAUUAUUUUAGUUUGGAAUAGCUUCCUUCACAUCCAAUAUUGACUAAAUGUGUAAAACAGUUGUAGAAAAUAUGUGUCUAUAAUUUUCUAUAUUUUUUCUUUAUUAUUUUAACUUAUUUAUGUUGAUCAGUAAAUUUUGGUGCAUUUUCUUGAAAAAAUCAUGCUUUUAAUAUUUGAAUUUAAGUUAUUAGGUUUUUUUAUUGUAAGUUUUUUGUAAUGGUUUCUUAUUAAUCUCGUUUUAUAUUGUCGUGUCAAUUUUUAUCCUUUUUAUCAAAUUUAUUAUAUGCAAUGUGACCUACUUAGCUUAGAACACCCCUGUAAAAUUAUUAACAGAUUAAGUUAUAAUUAUUUAAAAGUAAUUGUAUUGUCAUUAACAAACUUCUGGACAACAUUUAAAAGAUUAAUUUAAAUUUUCAAUGCACUGUAUUUUUUCGUAGUCCAACAUACAAAAAAAAAAUAGUGGUUUUUAUAACUACUCGUUUAUUUAUUAUAGUUUUUCAUUGUACUGAGACGGCAAAUGUUCAUAUUUCUUUUCGUUGAAGUAUACGGUCCUGUAUUGCCUAAUUUUUAUCUCUGAGGGACAGUGAAGUUAUUUGUUCAGUAUGUAUUGACUUUUUACUUUUACAUUUUACUUUUUAGAAUUUGGUGUUUAUAUUUUUAGUUUUUGCUUAGUUUUAAACAAAAUCUUAUACUUGUUGAAUUUUAAUAAUUUUUUCAUGAAAAUGCACCAUUUUAUUUUUAUCCACCAAUUGCCACAAACUUUGUGAUAUGUACUGAAAUGCUCAUCACAUGUAUAUUCUCUUUUAAUUCAAUUGAGAUUUUCUUGAACUUGAAUAUAUCAACUAUAAAUUAUCAACUUUUUUCACUAUGUAAUUAUUAGGUAACAAUAUAGGAAUUUACCAUUUAUACAGAGUGUUUUAUAAGUGAUUGGACAGGCAGAGAAAUAUCUUGCAUUAAAAUCAAUCGUUUGAGUUCAAAAUGUUGCUUAUUUUCCUUUUACAUGGCCUUCUCUUCUUAGGGUGCCAUGUUCCUAGAAAACGUCGUCGACGACCAUGUUUAUCAUGAUUAUAAUUUUCUUAUAUUUCCUAUAUAUACUGUUAAACCUGUCCAGUGUAGCAAAUUUCUCAACCAAGAGAUUUUUCUCCGCCAAAUCCAUUUCUUUCUUUCAAUUUUACCGUUGAAGGAACUUAUAUCUUGGUUCUCUGAUUAUAUUCUAGUUUAUGCGUCUUAAUGAUAUUUAAUAAAGUUCUUUGAUGACCUAUUUUUCGAAGAACUACUUCGUUUCUGGUUCUGCUGGUCCAUGCUAUUUUGAGUAUAUAAAUUGACUUUAUUCAUGGUAUCGAUGUUCAAAGUCGAAGUUCCACAUCCAUACAAAAUGGGUUGGGUUGGGCUGAUAUCCUCUUUACCGGUCACCAUAUAUUAAGUUUCAUCUAUGUUUAUUGACAGUUUACAUAGUGUUUUCUCAUUAUUUUUGGGAUAGAUUUUGAAAUUUGUAUAUGGCCAGAAUUUGUAAUCGAAGAAAUCGUCUUUUAUUAUAUGGUGCAAAUAUUUUAUAUAUUUUAUAUUAUCAAUAUUAUCUUUGCGACCAUAUUUCUAUAAUUUGCCGGCAGAAUGUCUAUUCCGGGUGGUUUCUGGCCUCUUUCAUUUCAAUAGUCGUUGAUAGUUCCUCUUACCUCUCUUCUGUUUUUUUCUGUUAUUCUUGCCUCAUCUCUUUCAUCUUACAAGGUUUUCUUUCUCAUCUAUAUUAAUUGUCUGACUAAAAUAUUCAACCCAUCUGUUCCUUGAAUUCUUUUUUGUUGGUGUUAACAUCCUUAUAGAAUCUUCUGAAUUUAAGUACCAUAUUUAUGCGGAUUCGUUUCUUUUUUUUUUGUUUAUUUCAAGUCUUUGUAUGCACAUCACACCUACAAAUCAUGUAUAGCGGUAAACAAUAUACAGCGCGCAUAUUAAAUAUUUAAAUUUAUCUUCAGCUGUUAGGCGAAAGGGCCACCAUGUAGUAGUAGAGAAGAGAUGAUACAAUUCUCUUAUGCAGUUCAGCUUCAUAUGACAUUUUAUUGGAAUCUGUUGAAUUUUCUGUUAGAUUUAAGAUUUCUGUAUUUACCACAGGACUCUUAAAAACAAGUUACAGAAACGCCCUCUCGGAGAGAAUCAAGCAACAUAUCGUAUUCAAGGAAAAUAAUAAAUAAAGUAUAACACUUUCUUUACCAUUUAAUUAUUUAUGGACCACUCUGUAUAAGUAAGACAGAUUUAUAAAAUUAAUACCUAAUUUGUUAUUAUUUUUAAGAAUUUCUUGACUGAAAACGUUUUAUAAAUCUGUUCAAUUAGAAAAAUAUUUGUAUAUAGUUUCUGUUUGUAUUAUAUAUUAUAAAAAAAUCACUUAUUAUAAAUAAAUACAAUGUUACAUUUUA
Messenger RNA from Diabrotica virgifera virgifera (western corn rootworm), 13131 nucleotides. RefSeq names its product splicing factor, suppressor of white-apricot homolog. The transcript has 8 exons. Bases 250 to 2457 code for a protein of 735 amino acids. The record is from RefSeq and is a predicted model, not a curated record. Lineage: Eukaryota; Metazoa; Arthropoda; Insecta; Coleoptera; Chrysomelidae.